Messenger RNA from Monodelphis domestica (gray short-tailed opossum), 3153 nucleotides. RefSeq names its product scaffold attachment factor B (gene SAFB). Gene Ontology annotation, biological process: regulation of transcription by RNA polymerase II; regulation of mRNA processing; regulation of androgen receptor signaling pathway. The record is from RefSeq and is a predicted model, not a curated record. Lineage: Eukaryota; Metazoa; Chordata; Mammalia; Didelphimorphia; Didelphidae. Gene Ontology annotation, molecular function: RNA binding; sequence-specific DNA binding. Gene Ontology annotation, cellular component: nucleus.
UCCUUCCUUCCUGGUUACAGACAGGUCCGGCGCAUGCGCUCCGAGAUUUAGUUGGGGGGGGGCUCUCGAAAAGAACCACCUUCUCGGCGCGCGCGCAGUGACGCCACGGGUGGGGGAGGCUGGUGCCGCUCCCUCGCAGGCGGCGCCAUUUUGUGUUCCUAGCUGUGGCAGUCGCCCGAAUCGUGCUAGUUGGGCAGCGGAGGAAGGACCCUUCGGGAUGGCGGAGAUUCUGUCAGGCGCAGGCGAUUCCAGUUCUGUCACGGCAGGGCUCAGCUCCGCCUCCUCAGAGACCGGGACCCGGCGGCUAAGCGACCUGCGGGUGAUUGACCUCAGGGCCGAGCUGAAGAAGCGAAACCUGGAUAGCGGCGGCAACAAGAGCGUCCUGAUGGACCGGCUCAAGAAGGCAAUUGAAGAUGAAGGGGGCAAUCCUGAUGAAAUUGAAAUUACAUCCGAAGGAAGUAAGAAAACAACUCCAAAGAGAUCCAGCAACAAAGCAGGACGAAAAGCAGAAGAAGAGGGUGCUGAAGAUAAUGGACUGGAGGAAAACUCUGGAGAUGAACAGGAAGAUGUUGAAACAAGUUUGGAUAAUUUUCGAGAUAUUGACAUGAUGGAUAUCAGUGUCUUAGAUGAAGCCGAAAUAGAUAAUGGGAGUGCUGUAGAUUGCGGAGAGGACUACAGUGCUGAUAAUAUUCUUGACUCCCUAUCUGAUAGUAAAGAAAAUGCUGAUGCAGAAAUGAAGGAAUUUCCAGAUCAGCUUACAGAACAUGCUAUGGCUGACAAGGAGAGUGUAAACAAUUUAGAUACUUCAUCAUCUGACUUCACUGUGGUGCAGGAAAUUGAAGAUCCAUCCUUGGAGCCAGAAAAUGAGAAAAUACUCGACAUUUUGGGGGAAACUUGUAAGUCUGACCCACUAAAAGAAGAAGGUUCCGACCUGGAGCAGCCAUUUUCACAGGAUGCAAGUAGCGUGGGGCCAAACAAAAAGCUUGCAGAGGAAGAGGACAAUUUUGACACUGCUCAUCCAGAGGAGGAUGCAUUAGAUGUGGACAGCGAGUCAACACAAGCUAUUGCCAAGAAGGCAGAAAAGCACUUAGACAUAGUGAAAAGGGAGAAAAGCGAGCAGAAAGUAGACGAAGAGAAAAUGGACUCUGACACUGUAGUGGUAGAGAAUCUAAAUGAUCAGAGUAGCAAAGCAUCAGAAAAUGCGGAAGCUUCUAGCGAGGAAGCCCAGGAAACACCAGAGAAAGCCUCAAGCCCCGAAACCAAAGAUAGCAAAGAAGACAUUAAGAAAAGUGAAGAUGAAGCUUAUAAUGAAGACUCAUCUGCUACUAAAGAGUCCUCUACCAAUGAGGGCGGUGAUCAGAAAAUGAGCUCUGUGGAAGAGGAUUCAGAUACCAAAAGAGUGUCCAAAGAUGAAAAAGGUCAUACCACUAGCAGUUGUGGUAGAAACUUUUGGGUUAGUGGACUUUCUUCUACUACCAGAGCUAUAGAUUUGAAGAAUCUUUUCAGCAAAUAUGGAAAGGUUGUUGGUGCCAAGGUAGUCACUAAUGCUCGAAGUCCUGGGGCUCGAUGUUAUGGUUUUGUCACAAUGUCCACAUCUGAGGAAGCAACCAAAUGUAUUAACCAUCUUCACAAGACAGAACUUCAUGGGAAAAUGAUCUCAGUAGAAAAAACAAAAAAUGAGCCUGCUGGGAAAAAAACUUCAGAUAAAAGAGAAAGUGAUGGAAAGAGAGAGAAAUCAACUAACAGUGACAGAUCUACCAACAUAAAAAGAGAUGAUAAAACAGACAAAAAAGAUGACACUAGAAAAGAAGAUGGAAGCGAUGAGAAGGAUAAAGAUGAACAGAAACCUGGAUCUGAUCGAGCUAGAGCUACUAAGUCAGGAAGUCGAGGUACAGAGAGGACUGUAGUAAUGGACAAAUCCAAAGGAGAGCCUGUUAUCAGUGUAAAAACAAGUGGAGGAAAAGAGGGAAUUUCAAAGAGCCAAGAUCGCAAAUCUGCCAGUAGAGAAAAACGGUCUGUUGUGUCAUUUGAUAAGUCUAGAGACCAGCGAAAGAUAAGAGAUUCAGAGUCUCGAAGAGCAUGUGAGUGGAGUGAGAGAGAGGAACGAAUUCAAGCCUUACAGGAGCGAGAAGAAAGGGAACGCCUGGAAAUAGCUCGUGAGAGACUUGCUGUUCAAAGACAGCGUCUAGAAAGAGAACGAAUGGAAAGAGAGCGACUGGAGAGGGAGAGAAUGCAUAUAGAGUAUGAGAGACGCAGAGAACAAGAGCGAAUUCAUAGGGAGAGGGAAGAACUUCGCCGACAACAAGCACUUCGUUAUGAACAAGGAAGACGACCUGCGAUCAGACGCCCUUAUGAUGUGGAUGGCAGACGGGAUGAUUCCUAUUGGCCAGAAGGAAAGAGGGCAGCACUAGAUGACAGAUACCAUUCUGAAUUUAGCCGCCAAGAUCGUUUCCAUGAUUUUGACCAUAGAGAUCGUGGCCGGUACCAGGAUCAUUCAGUAGACAGGAGAGAAAGUUCAAGGUCAAUGAUGGGAGACAGAGAUGGACAGCACUAUGCAGAACGCCGUGGAGGACCAGAUCGCCGUGGGAGAGAAUCUCGAGAUGAGUGGAGCAGUUAUGCGUCUGAGAAGAGAAUGAGCAAAGGAAGAGGACUGCCUCCUCCACCUAGGGGACGAGACUGGGGAGAUCAUAGUCGAAGGCUAGAUGACCAUCAAGAUCGUUCAUGGCAAGGAAAUGUAGAUGGAGGAAUGAUGGGUCGAGAUCAUGAGAGAUGGCAAGGUGGUGAGAGAAGUAUGUCUGGUCACUCUGGACCAGGCCAUGUGAUGAAUCGAGGAGGGAUGUCGGGGCGUGGCAGCUUUGCAGGUGGAAAUUCCCGGGGCCAUGUGAUGCAGGGUGGUGGAAUGCAAGGUGGAGAAUUUGGAGAACAGGACAGAGGGAACAGACCUAAUGACACCCGCUUUACUCGCCGCUACUGAAUAUUUUAAAACCUAUGUUAAUGUCAUAUAGCAACAGUGAUGCAUUCUGUUUGCCAGGGCUACCUUGAACUGUGUAAUAUUUUUUUUAUCUGCUCCCAUGUUGUAGCUCGAUACAAUGUGAAUUUUAUUUGUUUUGAGGUUUUUUCUUUUGUAAUAAACGUGUUCCUGUUCACACACCA